Molecule: messenger RNA, 1393 nt
Organism: Brassicogethes aeneus
Lineage: Eukaryota; Metazoa; Arthropoda; Insecta; Coleoptera; Nitidulidae
Source: the annotation of a GenBank genome assembly
GCAGUGGCUAGCAAUCGUUUCAAGAGAAUCGAGCAACAUAAGUUUGUUUAUAUAUUUUUUUAUGCAUUGUUAACUUAUCGACAGCGUUAAUGUUUUAAAAUGUGACAAAAUUGUAAUUCGACCAGUUAGUUAUUUGUGAUUUCGCUUUAAAAGGAAUAAUAUGGAUCACGGUCAUGGUAUGGAUCACGGUCAUGGUAAUAUGGACGAAUUAAAUUUAAGUAAUAUGGAACUCGACAACGAAACCCUGACUGACACUAUAGCUGAGUACAUUCCAGAAGAUUCGAGCACCAUACAGGUCUAUCUCACCGUACUAUUCAUAACAUCGAUACUGUCACUAAUCUCGAAUGGGAUCAUAUCGCUGGUAAUAUUAAACUUCAAAAGACUGAGAGUAAAAACAUCAAACAAAAUCAUACUGCAUUGGACCAUUGUGACAGCGGUAUACCUGAUCAUUGAGCCGAGCACCAUAAGGCUGGGCUUGGACUGGGUGGAAACUGGAGUACCGCAAACCACUUUUCGCAUCAUCGAGGAGGUUGAAAAUGCUUUGAUAUUGCUGACUAUAUUUUUUGUUAUUCUCUUGACAAAGUAUUGGUAUUACGAUUAUUACAACAAGGAGAGACUUGAAAAACUCGAGAAGAAUUUCAAUUACAUUUUAUGCUAUAUUUAUGGGGUAACCGGGUUUUUCUUGGUGGUAUUUAUAGAAAGCUGUUUUAGUAGAAGAACCGCGGAAGGGUUAUCGAACGUUAUUACAGUCUUCAUGUUUAUGUUCUUUAUAAUAUUUAUGUUGAUUAUCAACAUCAUUCACCAGCUGAAAAAGAGGAUUAUAUACACUUCAAACAAUACGCAACCGAAGACGUCUUCGAGUUUCAUCCUCGCUAACGUAUUUUUUGUAUCCUACGUCCCAAUAUUGAUUGGGGCCAUAAUGGUGUCGAUAUACGAAACGUCGGACGUUGUGUUGUUUAUUUUUGGACUGAUAAGCUCAUGCAACUCGAUCUACAAUCUAUUUAUUCUGUACAACUACGACGGGGAUUUUAAUCUUUUCUCCAAGCAUAUCCUAAAGUGCAAGGCUGAUAAUUAUCCCGAAGAAUUUCAGCCCGAACUGGAUGACGUUAGGGUCAGAUACUAGGUUGUGAUAAAUUAGGUUGUUUAGUUUAAGGAAGUAUUGUAAGACCAAAGAGUGUGAUUCAUUAGCCGGCUGAAAUUUAAUUUAAGUUUGUUAAAUCGUUUUUUGCCUACUUUUUAAGGGAUUGUUACCUUAUACAAUAGUUCUACAGUUGUAGGUAUGUUGACUUUAUUUAGAAAUUGAAUUGUUUGACUUUAUUAAUUUACUUUAAUAUGCCUUCUACAAGAGUUUAUAAAUUAAAAAAAUUACGUUGUAUAAAAUAAUUUAAGUUAA